Mustela lutreola (European mink) is the source of this 687-nucleotide messenger RNA. RefSeq names its product conserved oligomeric Golgi complex subunit 2-like. Lineage: Eukaryota; Metazoa; Chordata; Mammalia; Carnivora; Mustelidae. Gene Ontology annotation, cellular component: membrane; COG complex. The record is from RefSeq and is a predicted model, not a curated record. The transcript is spliced from 5 exons. Gene Ontology annotation, biological process: intra-Golgi vesicle-mediated transport; protein transport; Golgi organization. Bases 154 to 687 code for a protein of 177 amino acids.
UCAUUGGCCGCGGCGAGGGCGCUGCCAUGUUGGAGGAAGCGGUGCCUUCUGUGAGGUGGAAACGCCGUGGCUUCACCCAUAGCGUUGGGGAGCGCAGCCUCCUACCUUUCCUUCUCGCUGGAGUGUUGGUGCUGAGAGGCGGCGGCCGGCGGGAUGGAGAGAAGUAGGAUGAACCUGCCCAAGGGGCCGGACACGCUCUGCUUCGACAAGGACGAGUUCAUGAAGGAAGAUUUUGACGUCGAUCACUUUGUGUCUGACUAUAGGAAGCAUGUCCAGCUGGAGGAACUAAGAGGAGAUCUGGAACUCUACUAUAAACUUCUUAAAAUAGCCAUGGUGGAGCUCAUCAACAAGGAUUAUGCAGAUUUUGUCAACCUUUCCACAAACUUGGUUGGCAUGGACAAAGCCCUCAAUCAACUUUCUGUGCCUUUGGGACAGUUACGAGAAGUUCUGCGUAUAGCCCACAUUACGGCCAUGCUGCAGCAGUCCCUGGGAGGCCUGCUGCUAGAAGGGCUUCAGACUUCCAAUGUGGACAUCAUAUGGCACUGCCUCCGGACUUACGCUACAAUUGACAAGACACGGGAUGCAGAGGCGUUAGUCGGUCAAGUACUGGUGAAACCGUACAUGGAUGAAGUUGUGCCCCAUGCACCUCAUUCCGGAAGUACUUUAUGCUUCCGUGUCGUUAAAUGA